Messenger RNA from Dipodomys spectabilis (banner-tailed kangaroo rat), 4850 nucleotides. It is a transcript of the gene Slc12a7, whose product is annotated as solute carrier family 12 member 7. The record is from RefSeq and is a predicted model, not a curated record. Gene Ontology annotation, biological process: potassium ion homeostasis; potassium ion import across plasma membrane; chloride transmembrane transport. The coding region runs from base 25 to 3336 and encodes 1103 amino acids. The transcript is spliced from 25 exons. Lineage: Eukaryota; Metazoa; Chordata; Mammalia; Rodentia; Heteromyidae. Gene Ontology annotation, molecular function: potassium:chloride symporter activity. Gene Ontology annotation, cellular component: membrane.
ACCCGCCGGCCCGCGGACGCCAGCAUGUCCCAGCGCUUCGUGGUGACCCCGGCAGCGGGCGGCACCGGAGACCCGAGGCCCGCGGCCGAGAGCCCCGACGCCGACACCGACGCCGGCCGCGCGGCCUCGCCGGAGGAGCCCCAGGCAGACGCGCUGCCCAUCCUGCGCUACUGCCGCGAGCCCAGCCGCUACGGAGAUGGGAAUCCCAGGGAGAUCAGCCCGUUCAUCAACAAUGUGGAGAUGGAGAGAGAAAGCUACUUUGAAGGGAAGAACAUGGCCCUGUUUGAGGAGGAGAUGGACAGCAACCCCAUGGUGUCCUCACUGUUGAACAAGCUGGCCACCUACACCAACCUGAGCCAGGGCGUCGUGGAGCACGAGGAGGAUGAGGACAGCCGGCGCCGGGAGGCCAAGGCUCCGCGCAUGGGCACCUUCAUUGGCGUGUACCUGCCCUGCCUGCAGAACAUCCUGGGUGUGAUCCUCUUCCUGCGCCUGACCUGGAUUGUGGGUGCGGCCGGCGUCCUGGAGUCCUUCCUCAUCGUGGCCAUGUGCUGCACCUGUACCAUGCUGACUGCCAUCUCCAUGAGUGCCAUUGCCACCAACGGUGUGGUCCCAGCCGGCGGCUCCUACUACAUGAUCUCCCGGUCCCUGGGGCCUGAGUUUGGAGGCGCUGUUGGGCUCUGCUUCUACUUGGGUACAACCUUUGCAGGAGCCAUGUACAUCCUGGGCACCAUCGAGAUCUUCUUGACUUACAUCUCCCCGAGUGCAGCCAUCUUCCAGGCAGAGAUGGCCGGUGGUGAUGCGGCGGCCAUGCUACACAACAUGCGCGUCUACGGCAGCUGCACCCUGGCGCUCAUGGCCGUGGUGGUCUUUGUGGGGGUGAAGUACGUUAACAAGCUGGCCCUGGUCUUCCUGGCCUGUGUGGUGCUGUCCAUCCUGGCCAUCUACGCUGGUGUCAUCAAGACGGCCUUCGCUCCACCCGACAUCCCGGUCUGCCUGCUGGGGAACCGCACGCUGUCGCGACGCAGCUUCGACGUCUGUGCCAAGGUGGAGGCGGUCAGCAACGGGACGGUGACCACCGCGCUCUGGGGCCUCUUCUGCAAUGGCUCCGGCUCCAGCGCCGUCUGUGACGAGUAUUUUGUACAGAACAACGUCACCCAGGUGCAGGGCAUCCCCGGCGUGGCCAGUGGCGUCUUCCUGGAUAACCUCUGGGGCACCUACUCAGACAAGGGGGCCUUUGUGGAGAAGAAGGGCGUCCCCUCUGUGCCGGUGCCUGAGGACGGCCGGCCCAGCGGGCUGCCGUACGUCCUCACCGACAUCAUGACGCACUUCACCUUGCUGGUCGGCAUCUACUUCCCCUCUGUGACAGGUAUCAUGGCAGGAUCCAACCGCUCUGGGGACCUCAAGGAUGCCCAGAAGUCCAUCCCCACAGGCACCAUCCUGGCCAUCGUGACCACCUCUUUUAUUUAUCUCUCCUGCAUAGUGCUCUUUGGGGCCUGUAUCGAAGGAGUGGUGUUGCGAGACAAGUUUGGGGAGGCCCUGCAGGGAAACCUGGUCAUUGGCAUGCUGGCCUGGCCCUCCCCCUGGGUCAUUGUCAUCGGCUCCUUCUUCUCCACCUGUGGCGCGGGACUGCAGAGUCUGACGGGAGCUCCUCGCCUCCUGCAGGCCAUUGCCCGCGAUGGCAUCGUCCCCUUCCUGCAGGUGUUCGGCCACGGGAAGGCCAACGGGGAGCCUACGUGGGCGCUUCUGCUCACGGCGCUCAUCUGUGAGAUCGGCAUCCUCAUCGCCUCCCUGGAUGCUGUGGCCCCCAUCCUGUCCAUGUUCUUCCUCAUGUGCUACAUGUUCGUGAACCUGGCCUGUGCAGUGCAGACUCUCCUGCGCACACCCAACUGGCGUCCACGCUUCAAGUACUAUCACUGGACCCUGUCGUUCCUCGGCAUGAGCCUGUGCCUGGCUCUCAUGUUCAUCUGCUCCUGGUACUACGCCCUCUUCGCCAUGCUCAUUGCUGGCUGCAUCUACAAGUACAUCGAGUACCGAGGCGCAGAGAAGGAGUGGGGUGAUGGCAUCAGGGGCCUGUCGUUGAAUGCUGCCCGCUAUGCCCUGCUGCGGGUAGAGCAUGGCCCUCCGCACACCAAGAACUGGAGGCCCCAGGUGCUGGUCAUGCUGAACCUGGAUGCGGAGCAGUGCGUGAAGCACCCCCGCCUGCUCUCCUUCACCUCUCAGCUGAAGGCUGGCAAGGGGCUGACCAUCGUGGGCUCCGUGCUGGAGGGCACCUACCUGGACAAGCACGCCGAGGCACAGCGGGCAGAGGAGAACAUCCGCUCUCUGAUGAGUGCAGAGAAGACCAAAGGCUUCUGCCAGCUGGUGGUGUCCUCGAAUCUGCGGGAUGGCACAUCUCACCUGAUCCAGUCAGCCGGACUUGGAGGCAUGAAGCACAACACGGUGCUCAUGGCCUGGCCCGAGUCCUGGAAGCAGGCAGACAACCCUUUCUCCUGGAAGAACUUUGUUGACACCGUCCGUGACACUACCGCGGCCCAUCAAGCUCUGUUAGUGGCCAAGAACAUCGACACGUUCCCACAAAACCAGGAGCGUUUCAGCGAGGGGAACAUUGACGUGUGGUGGAUCGUGCACGACGGGGGCAUGCUCAUGCUGCUGCCCUUCCUGCUGCGCCAGCACAAGGUGUGGCGGAAGUGCCGUAUGCGCAUCUUUACGGUGGCCCAGGUGGAUGACAACAGCAUCCAGAUGAAGAAGGACUUACAGACGUUCCUGUAUCACCUCCGGAUCAGCGCAGAGGUGGAGGUGGUGGAGAUGGUUGAGAACGACAUUUCUGCGUUCACCUACGAAAAGACACUGAUGAUGGAGCAGAGAUCCCAGAUGCUGAAGCAGAUGCAGCUGUCUAAGACUGAGCGGGAGAGAGAGGCCCAGCUGAUUCACGACAGGAACACUGCGUCCCAUGCCACGGCGGCCGCCAGGACCCAGGCCCCCGCUGCCCCCGACAGAGUGCAGAUGACCUGGACGAAGGAGAAGCUGACUGCGGAGAAGCACAGGAACAAGGACGUGGGCGCAUCUGGGUUCAAAGACCUCUUCAGCCUGAAGCCAGAAUGGGGAAACCUGGAUCAGUCCAACGUCCGGAGGAUGCACACGGCUGUGAGGCUCAACGGGGUCGUACUCAGCAAGUCCCAGGAUGCCCAGCUGGUCCUGCUGAACAUGCCAGGGCCCCCCAAAAACCGGCAGGGCGAUGAGAACUAUAUGGAGUUCCUUGAGGUCCUGACUGAGGGGCUGAACAGGGUGCUCCUGGUCAGAGGCGGUGGCCGGGAGGUCAUCACCAUCUACUCCUAAUGCCUGACGAUGCCAAGGACAGUGCCAGCAGCCUGGAGGCAGGCCGACUCGCCAGGGUGCCACGCCGGUGCGGGCCGGGCUGCUUCCCCAGACCUGCCGCCGGCCAGCGUGCCGCCAAGUGGUGCUGGCUUCCUACUGGUAGAACGUGCUCCCAGCAGUGUGAGAGGCAGGCACGGACUAGCAGUCCCUGCAAACUUAGUCGUCUAGGGCAAAACGGAGGUUCCUGCCUAGCCCCUGGGGAACGGGUCCUUCCCAGACUUCACCCCGGACUCCAGGGUCGCCCGUCCGUAGCAGCCCGGUCCAGUCCCGUGUUAGUCACAUUUUACUUCUGCCCUGUGCCCUGCUUCACGGGAAAGCUCCAGGCUGAAUGCCAGGCACCGCCGUGCAGGCUUCUCCAUCGCCUCUAGGCCGGGCAGAGCACCAGGGGCUGCCACCCCUCACCCCACUCAGCACGCGGUCCACAUGGAGCACACCCUCUCCACACUCCACUGGAAGGCUGUGGGCCAAGCCAGCUGGAGGGCAGCCUCAUGUUUCAGGGGAGAAUGGCCACACGUCAGGCACGUAGGACGCCAGGGUGUUCCUUUUUGUGGGAACGCAGCCACUUCAUUUCUAAAGCACUGGUGGGUCACAGCCAGAGUGCACUGGGAGCCACAGGCAGAAAGUGUUGUAAUGCCCCCACAGCCCCCACCGCAGACGCAGCAGCCCUGAGAGCGACGCUCACACCGGGCCUGCCCACACGGGGUGGCACGGCCCUCUACCCCAGGCUUCAUGGAGACAGCUCAGCCCGGGCACCCUCCAGGCCUGAGGCCCUGCGUCCGUGCCCAGCUCAGGCCUGGCAUGGCAGGGAGGCCGAGCUCUCUGCGCUCAAGGACCUGACACAAGAUUUGCACUUUACCCUCCAGCCUUGCUUUGUAGCUCGUGUUCUGUUCCUGAGCUGUGGGUUGUGGCAGUAACCGUGCCUCCCCUUCUCUGUGGCAUAUUUAUUUAAAGCACCCUGGUGGGGGUAUGUGGUCCAUGAAGGGCUGCCUAUGUCCAGGCGCUUGGGUAUCUGGUUUUCCAAGAGUCAGUGCUGCCUGUGGAGCUUGGGGCGGGGCAGAGGCCCCUAGGGGUGACCUGGGCUCUGAGAGGCUCAGCAUGCCACUGUGGCCUAGCCAGUCCUGGGACUCCUUGCUCCUUCCCACUUAGGUCUGAAUUAAAGCAGAUCCCCGCCCCCGACCACAGGUCCUGAGUGCCCCAUCCUGGGGGGAGGGGGGACGGGAAGGGCACCUUGGCCAGUGCCGGAAACAGACCCCAGGUGGCGGAGCGCCGCUCAGGUCCCCAGUCUUCACCCACUAGAGGUCUGCCGAGGUGCGGGCCUCCUCUGUGCCUGGCCUCCUCCUCCCCGACAGACUCCGUGAUCCCGGUAACUAGAGCCAUGCAGAAGUGAAUCCAUGGUGGUUUUGGUUUUUGUUUUUUAAUUUUUAGGUUCUUUGUAUGAUUUUGUUAGUAGAAUAAAGUUCUGAAAUUGCAGUGUC